GCGCUGAGGGGAGACAGGCAGCAGUAUGAAGGAGCUGGAAGAGGAGCUCAGUCUGAAGGUCUUGAGCUGUCUGUCAGUGAAAGCUGCAGCUCUGUGAUGGCACAGCGCUGUCCUCUGCUCCUGUCUCUCUCUCUGUCUCUGUCUCUCUCUCUGUCUCUCUCUGUGAGCACAGCUGAAAGUUCUCCACUCUUAGACCAGCACCUUCAGCCAGCAGAAGCGGAGGGAUUCCUCGAGAAGUACGGCUACCUGCAUGACGAGCAGCACACGCACAGCGCAAAUGAAGUCAAGUCAGCCGUCAGGGAGUUCCAGUGGCUGUCCCACCUGCCCGUCACUGGACAGUUGGACAGCGCCACCUUGGUGAAGAUGUCCUUGCCGCGCUGUGGGGUGAAGGACAGGGGUAGUCACGAAGCCUGGGCACAGAGGGUCAACACCAUUUUCUCUGGCCAGAGCCGGCAGCACCUACGCAAGAAGCGCUACACUCACCCAGGGGAGAAGUGGUACAAGCGUCACCUGACAUACCGCAUCGUGAACUGGCCGCGGCACCUCUCACAGGGUCCCGUGCGUCUUGCUGUGCAGACGGCCUUCCAGCUUUGGAGUAACGUGUCUGGGCUGGUCUUCCAGGAGGUCAGCCAGAGUCCAACAGACAUCCGACUGGCCUUCUACGAGGGAGAGCACAACGACGGAACAAGCAAUGCAUUCGAUGGCCCAGGCGGCGCAUUGGCUCACGCUUUUUUCCCGUGCCGGGGUGAGGCUCACUUUGACAAGGCAGAGCGCUGGACCCUGAAUGGCCAUAAAGGACAUAACCUUUUCCUGGUGACCGCUCACGAGAUCGGCCACACGUUGGGAUUGGAGCACUCACCCGUCCGUCACGCCCUCAUGUCGCCCUACUACAAGAAGAUGGGGCGCAGCCUGCUGCUCAGCUGGGACGACAUUACAGCAGUGCAGCAGUUAUACGGUAAGCCAUCUGGUGGUGCUGGGGUGCAGAUACCAGGCCGGGCUCUGAGCUGGGCCAUGCAGGACUGGGAACUAGCUGAGGAGCCUACAGACAGGAACCUUUCCCAGCCGCAGUAUUGCCAAGGCCUGUUCGAUGCCAUCACAAUGGAUGGGAACGGGACAGUGCUGGUCUUUAGGGGUGGGCUGUUCUGGACGGUGUCGUCUGAGGGGAACGUAAGUGCCCCUCUUCUUCUUCAGCAGCGCUGGCCUCACCUCCCAUUCGCCAUCGAGGCUGUUGCCUUCUCCCCACUGGACAGCAAGCUGUACUUUUUAAAAGGCAAGCGAAUCUGGCGGUACUCCGGCACCAACCUGGACCCUGGCUUCCCCAGGAAGAGCAGCGAGUCGGGCCUGCCGCGCCAACCGGACUGCGCCUUCUUCUACAGCCCUUUGGGCCGCAUGGUCUUUUUUAAAGGCUCACGCUACUUUGUGCUCAACCUAGAGACGCUUCGUUCUGAGCCGUACUACCCACGCAGCCUUGCAGACUGGAAGGGGGUCCCCAGGGGGGCUAACGGGGCACUGACCAGGCCGGACGGAAAAAUUUACUUCUUCCGAGAGCAGCAGUACUGGAGGUUUGACCCAGGGAAGGUGCGGGUCACUCGGACCGGGCAGUGGGCCAAAACAUUAGAAUGGACCGGCUGCCACAGGACUCCCUCAGAACAGAGCAAUGACACACUGUGACCAGCAGGGGGAGCCAUGAAACAGCUAUUGACUUGAAUCUGUGAUCUUUAAACUGGUUCCUAGGGGCCCUCCAGUUCGUCUCCGUUUUUCUCCAUGCAUCCCAUCUUAUGAAUUAGGUAGUAGCAAAAAUGUGGACUGACUGUGAGGCUCCAAUGAUCCAGACUGAUCCAAAUUUGAUUUGAACGAAAUGAAAAGGGGUGAAAACUGAACAAGAGCAACAUUUAACAGAAUGUACCUGAGAACUGCAGCAAAGCCAAGCUAUUUAACAAAUGUGGUUAGCUAGUAAAUAGACUUCUUAGUUUGUUACAGUUCAUUAUUACAGGAUCCAGGACUUUAUUGGUUCGUACUAAAAAGAAAGGUCCCACUUUAUAUUAAGUGUCUCUAAUAACGGUGUCGUUACACAUGAAUAACAUAUGC
This is a messenger RNA of Pygocentrus nattereri (red-bellied piranha), 2088 nucleotides long. It is a transcript of the gene mmp28, whose product is annotated as matrix metallopeptidase 28. Gene Ontology annotation, biological process: proteolysis; extracellular matrix organization; collagen catabolic process. Gene Ontology annotation, cellular component: extracellular matrix. Bases 97 to 1671 code for a protein of 524 amino acids. The transcript is spliced from 8 exons. The record is from RefSeq and is a predicted model, not a curated record. Lineage: Eukaryota; Metazoa; Chordata; Actinopteri; Characiformes; Serrasalmidae. Gene Ontology annotation, molecular function: metalloendopeptidase activity; zinc ion binding.